Myripristis murdjan (pinecone soldierfish) is the source of this 5401-nucleotide messenger RNA. RefSeq names its product spermatogenesis associated 2 (gene spata2). The transcript is spliced from 3 exons. The record is from RefSeq and is a predicted model, not a curated record. Lineage: Eukaryota; Metazoa; Chordata; Actinopteri; Holocentriformes; Holocentridae. Gene Ontology annotation, cellular component: cytoplasm. Gene Ontology annotation, biological process: protein linear deubiquitination; regulation of necroptotic process; regulation of tumor necrosis factor-mediated signaling pathway. The coding region runs from base 639 to 2348 and encodes 569 amino acids.
UCUAGCCCUUCCUCUCCCGCUGCACGUGGGCUUCUGGUGCUGAUGAACUGUCAGAAGUGCACGCAUGCGCGAUGCGAUGAUGGGAAUUUCCAACCGCGGAGGAGGCGUAGCUAGCCAAGGCUAGCUUCACUUAAAGCUUGGAGAUGGUUCAGAAGACUCAUACCAUGAUGACUGUGUCCUCAUGUGCUGAGUGACCUUGAACCCAAUACCUUUGGUGAAACCUUGGAAUGGGCAUAUAAGACUAGAUGCAAGUUUAAAUAAACAAAGCAUGAAGUAACGGCUCGUCUUGAUUUCUUCUAGCAUGACACAGGCCUGACCGGAGGACAAGUGCAGGCUUUGAGCCAGUGAACAACCUAGAGAUGCUCAUAAGAAGGUAUACCUGCAGGCUGCUGCCUAGUUACUCCAACUAAAGACUGCAAUCAGUUACAUCUUGUUAUUUGGUAAGGAUGUGCUGCUGAUUGGACAUUUGUCUGCCACGUCUCCCAAAAGUCAUCAACAGUGAGUGCAUGCCAGGGUGUAGAUUGUAUGAUGGCAGCAGACAAUGGUGCUUGAAUGCGGCAUCGUGGUGCAGGACAUGCUAAAAGGCGUGAGGCUCUCUGAAAAAGGUAUCACAGCUGACUGAUAGUCUGCUGCCGAUAAUGGAUGCAAAGCUAAAAGAGGACCUAUUUCGGAGGUAUGUGGCAGCACUGGAGAAGCGACUGGAGGAUGGAGUGGUAAACACGGGGAUUGGAGAUGUACCAGAGGGGGACAGAGGCAGACAUAAGGACAGUGAAGCGCUACUCUCCACAGCCACAGCUCUGCUAGGAGCCUACCAGCCAGAUCCGGGACAGCGUUUUCGAAUGGUGCGUUUCUAUGAGGUGGUGGAGAACUCACUUCGCUGCCAGAGAGGAGGCAACCUCAAGGGCUUGGAGAGGGCCUUCCACACCCUGGAAACUAUCUGCACCAACCUCUUGCUCUUUCCUUGGAAGAAGGAGUUCAGGUGUAUAAAGACCUUCACAGGUCCAUAUGUGUACCAUCUUCAGUCUGCCAUUUCUGAUGCUGAACUAAGGUCUCUUAUGCGCACCAUUGGCUACUCCCGUGACCAUGAAUCGCAGUUUCACUUGCGGGAGCACCCAGGGGGCGCAAACCAUCUCCGCCAGUUGGCUUUUGAGCUCUUCCUGGCCCAGGCAGAGUGUCGUCUUCUGGGAGAAGUCGUGGCUUUGGCUCGAGGUUCAGCCUCAGAGCUGGAGGCCCUGGAACUUCGCAGAGGUUGCAGGGAUGACGCAGCUGGCUGUGCUGAGGCACUCCGCAGACGGGAUAGCCUUGGGGCAGAUAUGGCGCGACUGUCUGUGCGGCCAAUGGAUAUAGAGCGACCUCAUCCCCACCACUUGAGGAGAGGUAGCCGACCAUCGAAAUCUGUGGAUGUUACAGAUGGGGCCGGUCACUGGCAUGCUGCAGCAGUCAGCAAGCCUGUUCUGAAGGCCUCAUUGAGUCUGAGAAAAGAGCCGCUGUUUGUGGACACAGAGGAGGACAUGAAGGACGAGAUCAUCAGGCCCAGCACUUCAGCAUCUCUUUUCUCUGUGGCAGCUCCACCUUCUUAUAGCCCUGUCGCUGAUUUCUUCCCAAUUCAGUCACCUCCUCCGGCUGAUGCAUACUCAUCCUACCACCUGUCCUCCUUGGAUGAGAUUGACUUGUAUACAGAGAGGGGUGGGGCUGGGAUAGGAGGAAGGCAGACCCCCUCUAGACCUCCAUCCAGAGAGCCUCGGGAGGCAAGGGAUGGGUGGCUGCUCAAAGCCCAUGGUAGUGUGAAGUGUCAGGGUUGUGGGCUGGGCUGUUCCACUAUGGCCUCCUGCCAGAGAUGUGACAUGAUCCUCUGUUCUGCUUGCCACGAUGUGGACCCCUCCCCUUGCUGUGGCCUGCAGGACUACCAUCCCAAGUCGCCACGGCCUCUCGACGGAUACAUCCCAGUGAAGGAAAAGCUCUCUGUCUACUCUAAUACUCACUCCCACUCCCACCUCCACCCUCACCCCCUCACACUGACCCACUCACACACUCAUCCCCACCCUCACCCCCAGAUGGUGGAGAAGCCGCUCAUGUCCACUAAGCUGUUUCCAAGCAAGUCUGUUGCCAUGGCAGCACCGAUGGGAGGCAACAGUGAGCGUGUAAGCGUGGGGGGAUCGCGGUGCGGGUUUUGUAACAAGCCUGGUGCGUCACACACCUGUGUGAACUGCUCCAAGGUGUCAUGUGACUCGUGCAUGGGCUUGUAUGCGAAGGAUGUGUGCACCCGUAAAAAUCCCCAGCACAGUUUUGUGCCCAACCAUCAGCUCAACUUCAAAUCUGGCACCAUAUCUCACCUGGUGUACCGAUGAACGAGGCACACAGAAUAAGUUGUUCUCUUUCUCCCUUGUAGUCCCUGCCCUUGAUCUCCAAUGUAGUCUUGCACUAUUGCUUUAGCUCUGUUCCCUCCCAAAACAACUCGCUUACUAUCUUCCCCUUAUCUGAUUCUCUCUCUCUCUCUCUCGCUCUCUUUCUCUCUCUUUCUUUCUCUCUCUCCCUCUCUCUCUCUGUCUUGCUCUCUCUUCGUCUGUCUCUUUCUCUUUCUCUUUCUCUCUCUCUCUCUCCUCUCAUUCUCUCUCUCCCUCUCUCUCUCUAACCCUCCUUUGAACUUUGUACAUUUUCUCUUACUAUCAGAAGUAGGGCCCUGGAAUGCACAUGCUACAGAGAGCCAUAUCGUCUGCCCAUCUCUCUGCCUUGUACAAGUUCAGGCCUUUUAUCUACUUCCUCUUUACCUUGCUACCUGCUCUUGAGUAGUCAUGUGAUGUUGUAGCGCUUCCCAAACCCUCAAAUUUUGUCCUCCUGAAAGGGAAAUUGGAGAAAAGAGAGCUUGAUUCCUUCUUGUUUGAAUGAAGUCCGUCCAAAUGAACAUAAAUACUUUGCCUAACUUCUCAGCUAAGAAUUCCUCUAAUAUAUAUAUAUAUAAAUAUAUAUAUAUAUAAAUAAAUAUAAAUAUAUAUCUGUGUGUGUGUGUAGAGAAGACCUCUGAACUUGCAUUGUGACAAAGGAGAUCUUUUUAAACUUGAAAAACAACGGGGGGUGGAAACAAAGCAGUAAACAUACACUGGAAGUCAAUAGUAUAUAUUUUUAAUCUCUUCUCUAGAACAAUGUGAGACUGUUAAAUGGGCAUGAGGUCUGGAAUUGUGAUUUUUUUGGGUAUAAACUUAUGUCUGUGGGGUUUGGGUGGGGUGAUAUUUUAAAGGGACAUAUUCAGACAAUGGUCAGAUGCCAUAUAGUCUAUUUAAAAAGGUAAUGCCUUGUAAAUUAACCCUCAAUUGUUUCUGGUUAGAUGACUGAGGUUUAAAUGCUGCUGUUGACUUGUGGACAUUGGAGAUAUGUGGUGUUGACUUCUUUCUGGUAAAUAACCUGUUGGGUUGUGUCAGUUUCAAGCCUCCCCUUCCAUUACACUCCAUUCCUCAAGCCUCCAUGGUCCAUGAUGUUGUACCCCUUACCACUCAGUGAUCAGUUCCCCCGUCAGUGUCUCAGGUGGAGUCAUAGGUAGUCUCAAGCUGGGCCACAAAGUGUCAUGAUUGUGGUUCUUUACUUUGAUGGUUUGUUUCUGAGCUUAUUGAUAGGUUUUUGGACAGCAUGAAGGCCUAUACUCUGACACGGUUUGUCCGUCUACCUCAAAUGGCUUCAGCUUAAUCACCAAUUUUGACACCACGGUUUUAAACUAGCCCUGGAAACCCUAUCAAGUAUUGUCUGUUGCAUUACUCCACAGUAAUUUGCAACAUGUAUUGGCUGAACAAACACUAACACCCCCUUGUAUGAACAGUCGAUUCAUUCACUUUUAAAGGUUAGCAGAGGUUAUUUAUUUUGUGAGGUUAUCCUGUGCCGCGCCAUCUGAAAAGUAUUCUGAUAAAUCUAUAAAUUUGUUUAAUGGGAGAAAAAGUGGGUGUAGAAGUUAUCAGUUUGACCUCUUUCAUGUCCCAAUGUAAAAGCAUGGAAUGCUACCAUAUGAUUUAAGUGUAACAAUUCCAUGCUUUUAUAUUGGCAAAUUGAUUGACAUUGUUCAACACUAUUGAUGAUUUCUUUUAACAUUAGAAGUACACACAGACUCUCAGGGCAAGGGAAAAAAAAGUGAUUUGAGAGCGAAGAAAAGGUUGAAAUGCUGCUCAUGCUAAUCAGUAUCUUGGCAGUUGGAUGCAGUUUCGGCAUACACACACGCACACACACGAUAGGGAGGAGUCCAAGCACAGAGCAAAUUAAUGUCAGUGUUAAAAAAUAUUAGAGUAAUUUCUCAUGAUACUUUGUGUUUUCAUGUUUAAAGUUCCUGAAAUGCUGUUGUGCAGUCUUUGAAUGAGGUGAUUUAGAUAGUGGUGCAUUUCAUAAGCGGGUCACUACCUUUUGCUAUGGAAAUUUUUUUUUUUUUUUUACCUUUAUUAUUGGUAUACUUUAAAGGGCAUAGAUAAUUGCAGGUAAAUAUUAUAAACUCUGCUAACAUUUAAAAUUGACUGUUACAAGGUUUUAGAGGGUACAUUACUGUUUAGCCUGCAAGUCACGAUGACAAAGGAGAAUGAAUGCAGUAUACUGGAUAGUCCAUAGUCACCAAGGGCUAAUUAUAAAUCAAAUCAUGAAAACUGUCUGUGAGUCGAGGUUAUUUUGAAAGACCACAUACGCUGCAGUAGCCUUUUUUUUUUGUUCUGGAAAGAAUAACCUUUAAAUGCCUUAAGCUUGUUCAGCUGUCUUACUUGAGACCUUUUUAAGUUGGUGGUAUUGUCAUCUAAUCGUUUCAUGUUUCAUGUCACAGUUUAUAGGGUAAAUUUUAGCGUGGUGAAUUUGCUGUUUGCUCCAUUUUUGUUGGCUACAUGCACUGAAGACAUAGCAUGUCCUGUAACAGCUGAGCAUAACUUUAAGAGUAAUUAAAAAAUACAAAUAAUUUUGGCGUAACCACAUCACAGUUUCUUACAUGAAGGCUAUAACAAACAAAUUCAGCAGAAAUUUACAAAAUGUGUAGCCCUAUAAAUAUGUGUAUGUGUGUAUAUGUAUGUAUGUGUGUGUGUGUCUGUGUGUGUGUCUGUAUGUAUAUAUAUAUAUAUAUAUAUAUAUAUAUAUAUAUAUAUAUACAGACACACACACACACACACUCAUACACAUGUGCAUGUGUAUGUAAUUUUUUCCUUUUACAUAUUACCUUAAACCUUCACCUUAAUACUAUGUUGAGCCUAGAUUUCUAGUAUGCCUUUUCUCUCUUUUUUGUUUGUUUCCCAUCUCUCACGUGUUACCUAAACACACCUAUUUGGUUGAGGCUUAAAGGGGAUAAUGUUUAAUUUCUUUCUACUUCUUUCUAUUUUCUUUCCUAUAGUGUUUUCUUUGUAUAGUAAGUGUUCAUGUGAAAAAAGACCAAGAAAAGAUGUUUCAACACUGA